Cladophialophora immunda is the source of this 663-nucleotide messenger RNA. RefSeq lists its product as uncharacterized. The transcript is spliced from 3 exons. NCBI's taxonomy places the organism in Eukaryota, Fungi, Ascomycota, Eurotiomycetes, Chaetothyriales, Herpotrichiellaceae. Bases 1 to 525 code for a protein of 174 amino acids. The record is from RefSeq and is a predicted model, not a curated record.
AUGGGAUUCGAGCCCGAGACAUACUUCCUCGGACCGAACAAGCACUGCCCGAACAACGACAUGCCGGUCCUGAUCUAUCGCGACUGUCUCCCUCUGCCCCUCUCCGAAGCCAAAACAACCGAGUUCCUCGAAGCGCACGCCUGGGAGAAGAAGGGGACCUGGGGCCACAUCGCAUAUCGGCAUUUCCACCCCAACACGCACGAGUGCUAUGGCGUUUUCCAGGGCGAAUCGAGGAUCUUGGUCGGCUGCGGCACCAACGACACGGCCGGGGGCGAGGAGAUCGAGGUGCACGCCGGAGACGUCAUUGUCCUCCCGGCGGGGACGGGCCAUUGCUCACUUCAAAGCAGCAAGGAUUACAGGUACAUUGGCGUCUACCCAGAGGGAGCCCCGAAAUGGCGCAGCGAGCUGGGGAAAGACGAGGUUGGCGAUUCCUUUAGACAGGAGAUCCAGGGGGUGGCAUUGCCGGUCCAGGACCCGGUCAACGGGUCAGAGGGGCCGUUGUUGAAGUUGUGGACGAAGACGUGAUUGAUGAUUCCUUGCUUGGAUCGAAUCUGCGGCUUCGCGAUCAGAUUGCACGAUUACGUAUCUGCGUCUCCGUAUGCGUCUCCGUAAUGCUAAUCGCGCCUUGUGCUUUAUCGUAGUCCCUAUUCAGGAUUAGUGCCU